CUUGGCGAUGCUCUUACACUCGCCCGUCUCUUUCUCUCACUGUCCACUCAUUUUCAAGGCAAUCUCGCCAUAUUUUCCCCGGCGAACAUCUCGCGCAUUCUCUCCUUCCACCUUCAAAUUAAUGUCGUCAGCCAUGGAAACAGGCCGUGUCCGGUACAGGCCCAUUGAAUACGUGGAGAGAAUGGAAUAUUAUGAGUCUGGAGGGUAUCAUCCAGUAAAAAUUGGCGAUUAUUUCCAUAAUCGCUAUCGGGUAGUCUAUAAGCUCGGUCAUGGUACAUAUUCAACUAUCUGGCUUGCUCGAGACGAGAUAUCCAAUACAAAUGUAGCAGUCAAAAUCUGCAGGGCAAGCGCUAACCCGCUCGAGCGUGAUAGACUGGCAGAACUAUCAAAGCCUAAACAGUCAUCAGACAUAGGCAGAGCUAUCAUUCCUUCUAUUUUGGAUAAGUUCAACAUCCAAGGGCCUAAUGGUAAUCACGUCUGUCUGGUAACUAGCCCAGCAAGGAUGAGUGUCUCCGAUGCGAAGAGGGAAUCAUGGAUUAGCCUUUUUCAACCUGAGGUAGCACGGGCAAUAGCAGCACAGCUUGUGAUUGCAGUUCGAUAUAUCCACUCACAGGGGUUUGUCCAUGGCGACUUGCACCGAGGAAAUCUUCUUUUUCUACCAUCUCGUGAAUUUACUGAGCUAUCUACUGAACAAAUAUAUAAGGAAUUUGGCGAGCCCGAAUUCGAGUCAGUCAGUCGGUUAGAUGGCCAAAAGCUGCCGACAGGGGUACCAGAAUAUGGGGUAGUACCUAUCUGGCUUGGAGAAGCAAGUGAAAACGUAACUCUUCCAGAAUCAAGGAUUCUACUCGCAGACUUCGGUGAAGCAUUCUCUCCCGCGAAAGAAGAAAAGUUUGUGUCUCAUACACCUCUCCUAAUCCGUCCCCCAGAAGCUCGAUUUGAACCUACAAAGUCUCUUACUUUCUCAUCCGAUAUCUGGUCACUUGCAUGCACUAUUUGGGAUAUUGUUGCCCAGAAAACAUUAUUCGAAGGGAUUAUGACAAACGACGAUGAUAUGACUUGUCAGCAGAUUGGGCUACUUGGCCCGUUACCGACUGAAUGGCAGCAAAAGAAUGGAGAAUCAAUUCACCAAUCCCAAUACCUAAAUCGAUCAUUAGAAGGCCGCUUCGAAAUGACCGUGCAGCAAGCGCGCAUAGCGGCGAAGAUGCCGAGUCUUGAGUUAGAGGAACAAAAUGCUCUGUUGUCGAUGUUGCGCUCGAUGCUUUCCUUUCAACCGGAAAAUCGUCCAUCUGCUCAGCAGGUUCUUGAGUCUGAAUGGAUGGUGAAAUGGGCUCUGCCGGAGUACGACAGGAUUCGCAACAGUCAAUAAUAAUAUGUAUUUAGUACGGUUUAUGUAGAGGAUAGCCUUAACAUUGUCCAUU
This is a messenger RNA of Aspergillus pseudotamarii, 1418 nucleotides long. RefSeq names its product kinase-like domain-containing protein. The record is from RefSeq and is a predicted model, not a curated record. Gene Ontology annotation, biological process: protein phosphorylation; regulation of mRNA processing; spliceosomal complex assembly. Gene Ontology annotation, molecular function: ATP binding; protein kinase activity. Lineage: Eukaryota; Fungi; Ascomycota; Eurotiomycetes; Eurotiales; Aspergillaceae. The coding region runs from base 8 to 1366 and encodes 452 amino acids. The transcript has a single exon.